AUGCUCAAUGGAUUGAGCCCCCAGGCUGGUAAAAUCUGGAAGAAGGCCAAUCUUACCUUCUCCCUUGAUGGCAAGCACAUGACCAAAACCUUCCUUAUCUGUAACACAGGGUCUCAUGCUGCCAUCUUGGGAUUGAAAUGGUUGGAUGCCCACAAUCCAGAAAUUGAUUGGAAUUACAAGAACCCCCUUGAAGGAGUACCCCCAGAAUACCACCAGUGCGCUAAGGUAUUUGGGGAGGAAGAAUUCUAUAAGCUUCCCCCACACCAGCAUUAUGACAUUGGGAUUGAGCUCACCAAAGAAGGCCCCUUGAAUUCUCCCCUGUACAGUAUGACAGACACCAAAUCCACUACUCUUAAGGAUUGGCUCAGGGACAAAUUAAAGGCCAGCAAGGUUUGCCCCAGCAAGUUGUCCAUCAGUUCACUGGUCAUACCAAAAAGAAUGUGUACCUUACCUUCCCCUGAUGACCUCAUGGCCCAGCUCUGCAGUGCCAAGAUCUUCACCAAACUGGAUUUGAGAUGGGGUUACAAUAAUGUCUGUGUCAAAGAGGGUGACAAGUGGAAAACAGCCUUCCAAACUAAGUACAGCUUGUACAAAUCCCUGGUCAUGACCUUUGGCCUAACUAAGGCCCCUGCUGCCUUCCAACACUUUAUGAACAAGCUAUUCAAGGACCUACUGGAUGUAUGUGUCAUCAUUUACCUUGACAACAUCCUAAUCUACUCCAAGGAUAACACAUCACACAUGCAGCACAUUCAUGAGGUUUUACAGUGUCUAAUGGACAAUCAGUUAUUCUGUAAGGCUUUGAAAUGCACAUUCCACAUAUCAUUGGUCAAGUAUCUAGGGAUCAUUGUAUCAGACAAGGGUUUUAGCCUGGAUAAGCUCAAGAUCCAGGCUGUCCAAGAAUGGCCAACGCCCACCAAGGUUAAGGAGGUACAAUCCUUCCUUGGAUUUGCAAAUUCCCUAUGCUGCUUUGUUGCCAAUUUCAGUCACAUGGCCUGGCUGCUACACAACCUGGUAAAGAAGGAUACUCCCUGGAAAUGGUUGGAAAAGGAACAAGGGGCUUUUGAAUCAAUAAAAGAAGCCAUCACCAACGCCCCUGUAUUGGCCCAUGCGGACCCAUCAAAGCCAUACUUCCUGGAGACCAAUGCAUUGGGAGUAGCCCUUGGUUCCAUACUGAGCCAAUGCCAAGAAGACAGCCGUCUACAUCCAUUAGGGUUCCUGUCAGAAUUGCUCAAAGGUGCCAAACAGAAUUACAACGCCCACAACAAGGAACUACUAGCCAUAAUCAGGUCAUUCAAAUAUUGGUGCAUCUUCUUGGAAGGCACCCUGCACCCUGUCACUGUCUUCACCAACCACCAAAACCUUGAAUACUGGAAGGAGUCCUGGACUUUCAACUGUUGCCAUGCCAGAUGGCCCCUCUUGCUAGCAGGAUACCAUUUCCAGGUUGUAUACUGGCCCAGCAAACAGUCUGGCAAGCCCAAUGCACUAUCUUGCCGCUCUGACCAUGCAGAUGUCCCUCCUGGCAAUCAAACUAUGCUUCCAGAACCUGUCUUUGCCAAUAUUACCCUAGUCACUCCCAAAAAAGAACUCCAACACCAGAUCAAGGCUGCCCUGGACCAAGACAAAUCCCUGGAGGAAAUACUACAAUUCCUCCAGAAUGAGUCCAAGGCCCCCCCAUCCAUCAAACAGGCAUUCAAGGAUUACAAAAUGGAAGCUGGCCUAUUAUUCUACCAAGGACGCAUUUCCCCUGGCAGGCCACCCAGGCAGGCAACGGACACUGGAACUACGAUCAGGAAACCCAAGUAUGCAUCCAUUCCACCUCAGCUGCUUGACCUUCCUACUAGACCCUGGCAACAUAUUUUGUACAAUAUGAUUGUAGACCUCCCAAGGGAUGGUAACCAUGACUCCAUACUGGUCAUUGUGGAUAGUUUCACCAAAUAUGUAACUCUGGUGGAAUGUUCCAAGAAACUCAAGGCCCCAGAAUUAGCUCUAUACCAAUGCCUGGGGAUAGACCCUCACUACUUGUCUGCUUACCACCCCCAAAGCAAUGGACAAACAGAACACGUGAAUCCAUCUGUGGAACACUUCUUGAGGGCCUACUCAGGAGUCAAUUGGAAGGAUUGGUUCAAAUGGCUCCCUAUGGUGGAAUUUGCAUACAACAAUGCAGUUCACAGCAUGACCAGCAUGACACCCUUCAAGGCACUCCACAGAUAG
Messenger RNA from Rhizoctonia solani, 2211 nucleotides. Its product is annotated as Retrotransposable element Tf2 protein. NCBI's taxonomy places the organism in Eukaryota, Fungi, Basidiomycota, Agaricomycetes, Cantharellales, Ceratobasidiaceae. The transcript is spliced from 6 exons. Gene Ontology annotation, biological process: DNA integration. Bases 1 to 2211 code for a protein of 736 amino acids. Gene Ontology annotation, molecular function: nucleic acid binding. The record is from RefSeq and is a predicted model, not a curated record.